UUAACAAUAUUCAUAUUUCCGAAUUACAGAGACACUUAUUCGCUUUCAGGCUUUAAAAUUAGGUAAAUACAACCUCAAAUGAACAACAGCACAUGACCUGUUACACAGCGUCAUGACUUCACAAAAAUAAAGCCAAAACGCCAAAAUAAAAAAUAAAGCCAAAAUGGAGAAGCCAUGUGUCGAAAAGUAAGUACCAUGAAACUGUGUCUUGCUUUGUAGACAAGAAGAUUAAAAAUUAUGUCAGAAAAUGAAUCCAGUCUAACUGAAUUCACUGUACAAGGUUUCUCAGACUCGCCACAACUUCAGUUUCCUCUUUUUAUAACAUUUUUAUUUGUGUAUCUCACCAUUGUCUUCAGUAACCUUAUCAUUUUAGCAUCAAUAGUUUCGUACUCUCAUUUACACACACCCAUGUACAUCUUCUUGUGUAACCUAUCAGUCAUUGAUAUUUCCUACACCUCGACCAUUCUACCCAAACUUUUGGUCAUUCUCCUCACUCAGUGUAAGUCCAUAUCCUUUCUAGAGUGCUUUAUUCAGGUGUAUUUUUUCAUGUGCUUUGCUUGCACAGAAGUCUUACUAUUGGCCGCUAUGGCUUAUGAUCGCUAUGUAGCAAUCUGUCACCCUCUUCAUUACUCAAUUCUUAUGAGUCCAAAGCAAUGUGCUCGAAUAGUACUUUCAGUUUGGGUCAUGGGUUUAUUUGAUCCUGUCCUACAUGCUAUUUUAAUUGCUAACUUUUCAUACUGUCGCUCUCAUCAAAUAGACCACUUUUUCUGCGAUAUAACCCCAUUGCUUAAACUUACCUGUAGUAAUACAUUUACUAUUGAGUUAUGUACCUAUAUUAAUGGGGUUCUUCUGCUUAUCAGUGCAUUUUUAUUAACUUUGGUAUCAUAUGUCUUUAUUAUCACCGCCAUCCUAAAUAUCCAGUCAGCUGUUGGUCGACAUAAAACUUUUUCUACCUGCGCCUCCCACAUGACCUGUGUUAUCAUCUUUUAUGGAACAAUGAUCUGUUUGUAUAUGAGACCAACAUCUACAUAUUCUCCACAAGACAAGUUUUUUGCCCUUUUAUAUAUCAUACUUAUUCCGAUGCUUAAUCCUCUUAUUUACACCCUGAAGAAUAAGGACUUUACUAAGGUUUUUAAACAAUUCAAGUUUCAUUAG
Molecule: messenger RNA, 1155 nt
Organism: Pelobates fuscus (common spadefoot toad)
Lineage: Eukaryota; Metazoa; Chordata; Amphibia; Anura; Pelobatidae
Product: olfactory receptor 5AR1-like
Exons: 2
Coding region: 238-1155 (305 amino acids)
Biological process (GO): G protein-coupled receptor signaling pathway
Cellular component (GO): membrane
Molecular function (GO): olfactory receptor activity; G protein-coupled receptor activity; odorant binding
Source: RefSeq, a predicted model, not a curated record